AGGAGGGAUGUUGAUCACCAAGACAAGAGUGCUGUUGGCUUCUCUAACUGCCAUUAUGGCAGUUGUUUUCAGUGCUUCCAGCGCCAUAGCUGCUGAAGAGGUUCACGCAGUUAUUAUAGUAGGAGCCGGCAUGUCAGGGAUAUCUGCAGCGAACAAGUUAUCGAAGGCUGGAAUAGAAAAUAUAUUAAUACUAGAAGCCACAAAUAGGAUUGGUGGGCGGAUCCAAAAGACGAACUUUGCAGGUUUGUCUGUGGAAAUUGGAGCCAGCUGGGUUGAAGGCGUUGGGGGUCCUCGAUUGAAUCCCAUUUGGGACAUGGUGAACAGGCUGAAACUCACGACCUUUUACUCUAACUAUGAUAACAUAUCUUCUAACGCCUACAAACAAAAGGGUGGACUUUAUGAGAAAUCUGAGGCCCAAAAUGCAUUUUACGCUGCUCAAGAGCUCUCUGAGUUUAUCAAAAACGUUUCAAAGUAUUUAAAAGCUCAUAGACAAGAUGAUAUCUCCAUCUUAGCAUCCCAACGCCUUCAAAAUCAGGUCCCUUCUACCCCUCUCGACAUGGCCAUCGAUUACAUUGCCUACGAUUUCGAGUUCUCAGAGCCACCACGGGUGACGAGCUUAAAGAAUUCGAUACCAUUGCAAACAUUCUCCAAAUUCGGAGAGGAUUCCUACUUUGUGGCAGAUCCCAAGGGUUAUGAGAGUGUUGUGUAUUUUGUCGCCAAACAGUUCCUCACCACCAAUGAAUCUGGAGAAAUAACUGAUCCUCGCCUCCAAUUCAAUAAGGUGGUGAAUGAGAUAAGCUAUUCGAAGAAUGGAGUGACUGUUAAAACAGAGGAUGGCUCCGUUUACAGAGCUGAAUAUGUUAUGGUCUCAGCCAGCAUCGGUGUCCUUCAAAGUGGUCUCAUCAACUUCAAGCCUGAUUUACCGCCAUGGAAGAUCCUUGCUAUGUACCAGUUUGAUAUGGCUGUUUACACCAAGAUAUUUCUCAAGUUUCCUGAUAAAUUCUGGCCCACUGGCAAUGGAACAGAGUUCUUCUUCUAUGCCCAUGAAAAGCGUGGUUACUACACAAUCUGGCAGCAACUGGAGGAGGAGUACCCUGGAGCCAAUGUUCUUCUAGUGACAGUUACUGAUGAUGAAUCAAGGAGGAUAGAGCAGCAACCUGAUUCUGAUACCAAGGCUGAAAUCAUGGGCGUCCUAAGAGCUAUGUUUGGGAAGGACAUUUCAGAAGCUACAGACAUAUUAGUCCCCAGAUGGUGGUCUGACAAAUUCUACAGAGGCUCUUUCUCCAACUGGCCUAUUGGAGUUUCCCGAUUGGAAUACGAUCGGAUAAGGGCACCUGUUGGGAGGGUCUACUUCACAGGCGAGCAUACCAGCGAGUACUUCAACGGUUAUGUUCAUGGGGCAUAUCUUGCAGGCAUAGACUCAGCGAAAAUGUUGAUACGUUGCGUCAAGCACGGUGAUUGCUGUUACUCCAUCCCACCAGAAGGGAGUUGAAUCCUGAAUCCUAUCAUUCCCCCCACUCCUGCAAACCGUAACCUGUUUGGACACCUUCACGCACAUGCUUCCAGCUUCCAUCAAUUUACCAUGUAGGGAAUUGAUAUGCAUAUGCUUACAUUUUAUGUAUGUAUAUAAGCCAUCAUGAUAUUCUCAA
Vitis riparia (riverbank grape) is the source of this 1649-nucleotide messenger RNA. RefSeq names its product polyamine oxidase 1-like. Bases 8 to 1492 code for a protein of 494 amino acids. Gene Ontology annotation, molecular function: oxidoreductase activity. Lineage: Eukaryota; Viridiplantae; Streptophyta; Magnoliopsida; Vitales; Vitaceae. The transcript is spliced from 9 exons. The record is from RefSeq and is a predicted model, not a curated record.